AUGGUCGCGGCAGCCCUGCGCAAAGUCUGCGAUGCACUGGAGCAGGUUUUCACCAAAUUCUCUAUGGACACGUUCAAGGGCCUACGUGUUAAGCAACUCCCGGCCGUUGUGCUUGUCGUUGCGUCCCCGACGUCCUCGGAGAUCGAGUGCCACGAUUGGGGCUGGAUGAGCGAUCGUCGGCUUAUGCCACACGUCGAGCACUUGCUGAAGAACGCGUACGCUGUGAGGCAGCUGCAGGCACCUGCACCGCAGGUCCGAGUCAAAGCUCGGAAACAGCAAUCAGACGACAUCCAGCGUCCCGAGGCGGAAUCUUACUUCAUGGUCCUAGAGCCCGCCCUGCAGAACACGUUCGGCACUGCGGCGCAGCUGCGAGCCACGAGGGAGGAACUGACGCGGAGUUUUGAGGAAGGGAAGCAGGAAGGGAAGCAGGCAGCCAAGCGGGCAGGGGCACGCAGCAUGGCAGCUGAUUUGCUGGAUGGGGACCUCAGUGAUGCAGAGGGCCUUGAGGAGGAUGUGGUCGACGUGGGCGGCAGAAACGGGCAGACCUGCCACAGAGCAGGGACAUCGGCGGUCGACCAGCAGCAGCUGCAGUGUGCCUUUGAGCGUUUCAACACGCGGAAAAAGAAAGAAGGCAUGUCCGAACUGAGGGCUGCGCUAGCGGAGAUGGGUGUGAGGCUGAGCCGGAAGGAGUUGGGUGCAGCACUCAAGACUGCAGGGUUAUCAUGGGGCCAGCCGACACCGCAGCAGAUGACUGAGGCCUUUCAGCAGUUCGAUCAGCUUCGUGAGAUGUUCGGUGAGGAGGAAGCCAUUGGCAUGGUAACCGGCAUGGCUGGCUUCAAGACAACAGUCGCGACACGCAAGAAGCUUGUUGAUGCUGGGCUAUUGGAGGCACGCAAGCGUGGUCGGCCUGGAUGGGGGCUGAGGUCUGGUCAUGCAGUCAGCACCGUCAGCACUGAUGAUGACGGGGCAUCGUAUUCGAGCACAGGAGAGGACGGGGCUGGAAGCACUUGCAGCAGUCAGAGUGGUGGCGCCGAUGACCUGGACCCUGAUGCACCCUGUGUGGUGGCAGAAGCGGUGGCGGCAGAAACAGUGGCGGCCAAGGUGGCGGCGGCCAAGGUGGCGGCGGCCAAAGUGGCGGCGGCCAAAGCAGCGGCAGCCAAAGUGGCGACGGGCAAAGUGGCGACGGGCAAAAUGGUGGCAGCCAAAGUGGCGACGGGCAAAAUGGUGGCAGCCAAAGUGGCGACGGGCAAAAUGGUGGCGGCGGCCAAAGUGGCGGUGGCCAAAGUGGCAGCGGCCAAGCGGGCGGCAGCCAAAGUGGCGGCGGCCAAGCAGGCAGCGGCCAAAGUGGCGGCGGCCAGGCAGGCGGCAGCGGCGGUGAUGGGACUUUGAGAAGUGAGAUGACACGGCUUCUGCUGCCCACUCACACCGUGCUGGGCCCUGGUGGCAAUGGAAUGAUGUGGUCGCUGCCGCAUAUCCAUGCCGUGUUGGGUCUUGGUGCGAGUGGUGGAAGUCACCGCGGCAGAAGCAGUGGUGGUGUAAGUGGCUGCUGUGGAAGUGGUGGUGGUGGAAGUGGUGGCGACGGUAGCAGUGGUGGCAGAAGAAGUGGUGUUGGAAGAAGUGGAAGCGGUAUCGGCAGUGGCAAUGGGGCCUUAGGAGGCGAGCUACCGCAGCUGCAGCCGCACCUGCAUGCUAUGUUCAGCCCUAACAGCAGCAGUGGUGGGGGGAUGGGAGGCGGUGGAGCAGGUGGAAGGGGCGGCAUUGGUGGGACUUUAUGGGGUGAGCAGGUGCAAGUGCCAUGCAUGCUUAGUGCAUGCAACGGUGGUGAUGGGGCCUCAGGAGCCCAGACGGCCCAGUUGCCGCCGUCUAUGCAUGCCAUAUUUGGCUCAAAUACCCGAGGGGGAAGCAGCAGCAGUGGUGCCGGUAGAGGACGAUUGGGCAAUGGCGGGAAACGGGCCGCAUCUGAUCAGGGACGAGGGAGGGCGAAUAAGGGUGGCAGGCUUGCAGCAAUCCUGGAGUCACUAAAAUGAACGGAAGAUGCAGUGUUGGUUUCACUGCACUGCGGCAACGAGAUUGGUAUGACACAGGUUCCAACGUUGGGAUACUGACACCAUGUCCGUGG
This is a messenger RNA of Volvox carteri f. nagariensis, 2119 nucleotides long. RefSeq lists its product as uncharacterized. NCBI's taxonomy places the organism in Eukaryota, Viridiplantae, Chlorophyta, Chlorophyceae, Chlamydomonadales, Volvocaceae. The transcript has 9 exons. Bases 1 to 1389 code for a protein of 462 amino acids. The record is from RefSeq and is a predicted model, not a curated record.